Molecule: messenger RNA, 645 nt
Organism: Necator americanus (New World hookworm)
Lineage: Eukaryota; Metazoa; Nematoda; Chromadorea; Rhabditida; Ancylostomatidae
Exons: 10
Coding region: 1-645 (214 amino acids)
Source: RefSeq, a predicted model, not a curated record
AUGCGAGCUCAUCGGUGCGAUGGGAGCAGUUCCAUUGAAAGAAGCACUCGAUCCUCGUCCGAAGAAAUUCGUUCAUUAUGCGGAUCACUAACAGAUGUCUUCUCUCGAUCCUUCUUCGAGGCAGCAGCAAAAGUCCAGACAUUUCCGAAAAGUAAGGUAGUAUUCGAGACAAACAACGAAGUCCAAGAGCUCUAUACAAUGGGUAGCAUGGCGUCCUUCGACAAGCAGUCACACAGAGGAACCACGAAUCCAUGGAGGAAAUAUGGUGCUCUGAGGAAACUCCACGAAAUUGGUGGUAUUGCUCCUCCAGGAAACACUAAGGGGGAUCGUAAGAACAAAGAUGGAUUCGUUACUAUAAAGAAGGGAUCGCGACCGCCGCCACCUCCUCGGUGCGCUGAAGUGACGCUAAAUAAGGACAAACGAAAUCCAGGCCUCCUUGGGCGGAUUCACCUUCCACGCAAUGUCCCUGCAGAGCAACUGUCGCAGGCAAUCGCUUGGGAGAUCAAGGGGAUGGUAGAAACAAAUCCAGGUGAAUUAGAGCAGAUACAAGCUAUUCAUGCCAGCCUCGUCGAAAAUGUCGAUGCGCACGAAGGAGGUUGGCAGAGCAACAGUGACGAAAGAAGGGUUGAGAAGUUUUUGCAGUAA